AUGAGAUAAGUUUUUGGUACAUCUAGAUUUUAGAACCAAUAAUUUAAUUCAUCUUUGAGUGGAGCCAAACUAGACUCAAACGUGAAAUUACAUUCUAAUUACAAGAAUAUGGAUUAACAUACAUUAACAAAGAUUAAUGAAGAAAGACCAUAAACACAUCAAACUUUUGGUCAUCGUUAUCAUUAACAAGAUUACGAAUUUAUUAAUUUGUAUGAAUCUACAAAACAACUUGUAUCAAUUUCAUUACAAUAUUGUGAACCUCAUGAAUUGGCGGUCGAUUUGAUUUUAAGAUAUGAUUUAAUUGGUGAUUCUACUUUAAUAGAGGAAUAGAAAUAUGAAGAAUCUUAAAUUGUAUAAUUCAAUACUUUGUAUUAAAUUCCUAGUGAAAUGAAGAUGGAACUUGACUAAUGA
Messenger RNA from Paramecium primaurelia, 411 nucleotides. The record is from the annotation of a GenBank genome assembly. NCBI's taxonomy places the organism in Eukaryota, Ciliophora, Oligohymenophorea, Peniculida, Parameciidae.